AUGCCGAAGAACAAGGGGAAGGGAGGAAAAAACAGGCGGAGAGGAAAGAACGAGAGCGAGGAGAAGCGCGAGCUCAUCUUCAAGGAGGAUGGCCAAGUGAUUUUCGUCGCAGAGUACGCCCAAGUGCUGCGCAUGCUCGGGAACGGUCGCCUGGAGGCCCACUGCAUGGACGGCGUGAAGCGUCUGUGUCACAUCCGCGGCAAGAUGAGGAAGAAGGUGUGGGUGAAUGCCGGAGACGUGGUGCUGGUCGGCCUCCGCGACUACCAGGACGAGAAGGCGGAUGUCAUCUUGAAGUACAUGGCAGAUGAGGCUCGGUCGCUCAAGGCCUAUGGCGAGCUGCCCGACAGCAUCCGCGUCAAUGACACCGACACCUUUGGCGAUGAGGAGGGAGGCGAGAACGACGACUACAUCGACUUCGACGACAUCUCUGAGAUCUGA
Molecule: messenger RNA, 438 nt
Organism: Auxenochlorella protothecoides
Lineage: Eukaryota; Viridiplantae; Chlorophyta; Trebouxiophyceae; Chlorellales; Chlorellaceae
Product: Eukaryotic translation initiation factor 1A, X-chromosomal
Exons: 6
Coding region: 1-438 (145 amino acids)
Biological process (GO): translational initiation
Cellular component (GO): cytoplasm
Molecular function (GO): translation initiation factor activity; RNA binding
Source: RefSeq, a predicted model, not a curated record